Bactrocera oleae (olive fruit fly) is the source of this 1077-nucleotide messenger RNA. Its product is annotated as pupal cuticle protein 36a-like. The record is from RefSeq and is a predicted model, not a curated record. NCBI's taxonomy places the organism in Eukaryota, Metazoa, Arthropoda, Insecta, Diptera, Tephritidae.
CAAAGCUUCAAGCAAAUCAAACAACUUCAGUCGCAAAAACCACAACUAUUCCAACUAAAAACACCUAAACAGAGAAAUGCGUGGAUUCAUUGUUUUAUGUUUGUCCGCCGUGGCCAUCGCUGCGCCACAAGGCUACAACUAUGACCCAGCUUCUGCUGGACGUGGUGGUGCUGUCGCACAUGGAAAUGGUGGAUUCGGCCAGUUCAGUCAGUCUUCCAGUGCUGGUGGUGGUUUCUUCGGCGGCAGCGGUAUUUCAGGUGUUUCCAGUGGUAUUAGCGGUGGACAAGGUGGCUUCUUUGGACAUGGUGGCGCUGGCGUGCAACAACAGCAAGCUGUGGUAUCAAAACGUUUCUUCAUCCAUACCGCACCUGAAGAUGCCGAAGAGCAGUACCAAGAGAAACACGUGACCGUUGGUGUGCCACGCAAGAACUACAAUGUAGUCUUCAUCAAAUCACCAAAUCGUUCGCAAACAAAGGCUUCCAUCAAGAUUACACCCGCAAUCAACGAAGAGAAGACCGUCAUCUAUGUGCUUAACAAGAAGACCGACGGUACCGAUAUUGACGCCCAAGUCUUGGAGCAGCCCGCUGUUACCACCAAACCCGAAGUAUUCUUCAUCAAGUACAAGACCGCUGAGGAGGCUCAACAUGCCCAACAAGAAAUUCAGGCUCAAUACGAUGCCCUCGGCGGCAGCAGUCAGGUCACCGAUGAGGGUGUCAUCCCAGUGAGCUCGGUCAUCGGUUCAUUGGGCGGCGGCGAUGGUGCUGGUGCUCAUGCUAGCGCUGGAGCUGGUGCUGGUGCUGGCAUCGGUGGUGGUUUCGGCGGUGGUGCUAUCGGCGGACAUGCCGGUAACAAUGCAUACUUGCCACCCAAUUUCAAAUAAGCUGAGAUAGUUUUUGUUUGUUGAUAUUUUAGUACUGUUGUUAAAUAUUUUUAUAAUCGCUUUACGCUUUGCGUUGAACCACAAAUGAAGCGCAGAGCAUUGUUGAAAUAGUUGUAUUGUUUACACUUUAAUACGCACACAUUUUUCGUUUGUCAUGCGAGUGGUAAAGAAAUAAAUAAGAUUUUUGUAUGAAUUGA